AUGUCUGGAAACGAAGGAACAUCUCAUGUGUUGGAUGUCGGAUCAUCUGAAAAUACUAUGACUUUUGAUGGGAGUUUCAUAAAGUUCGAGGCUUCAAAUUCUGACACUGAAACUAUGACAGAUAUACAAAAUUACUUGGAUUCAUUUAAUAAAGAAAUUAAUGGAAAUGAAGUAACACAAAUUGAUGGGAACUCAGUAGAUCCUGCAUUUCUCAUGAAUCAAAAUGACCCAUAUUAUUAUGAAGCAACUAAAAAAGAUGGCCAGAUAGUUAUGGUUGGAGGACUUGAAGGACUUGAUUUAGAAAUUAUGGCUUGCACAAAUCAAAACAAUCUAACCAAAACUGCUCUGCCUUAUGCACAAGAUAAAAUUGAAAAAGAUAUCCCUCAAAUUGUUGCUUUAGAAGAUGGUGGAUAUCAAACAGUCACUCUCGUUCAAGCUGACACUGACCCACACAAUUAUGUUGUCUAUGUAGUCAAUCAAAAUGAUAGCAAUUAUGAAAAAUCCAACAACUGUAAGGAGAUUUCUAAAGAAGACCAUGAUUCCGAUGUUAUAAAUGUGUAUAACUGUAUUGAUAGGGAAGAUAAUAAUCUACCAAAAAAACAAGAAAUACAAAAAGAAGAUGACGAAACUAAAAUACUUAAAUUAGUUCCUAAAAAGUCACAAACUACUCAAGUACAUGCAUGUAAUUAUUGUACUUACUCUACUGGGAAAAGGUAUUUAUUGUCUCGACAUAUGAAAUCUCAUACUAAAGAACGUCCAUAUAUAUGUACUAUUUGUGAUCGUGGUUUCAAAACUUUAACUUCUUUGCAAAAUCAUGUUAAUACUCAUACUGGAACAAAACCAUAUAAUUGUCGAAGUUGUCCAAGUAAUUUUACUACAUCAGGAGAACUUGUUAGACAUGUUCGGUAUAAGCAUACUCAUGAAAAACCACAUAAAUGUACAGUAUGUGAUUAUGCUAGUGUAGAACUGAGCAAAAUGAGAAAUCACAUGAGAUGUCAUACUGGUGAAAGACCAUACCAAUGUCCCCAUUGUACUUAUGCAAGUCCAGAUACAUUUAAAUUGAAGCGCCAUUUGCGUAUACACACUGGUGAGAAACCAUAUGAGUGUGAUAUUUGCUCUACUAAGUUUACCCAAUCCAACAGUUUAAAAACACACAGACAAAUACAUAGUGGUGAAAAGCCUGUAUUUAAAUGUGACCUUUGUCCAGCCACUUGUGGUCGAAAAACUGAUUUACGUAUUCAUGUACAAAAGCUUCAUACUUCCGACAAACCUAUUAAGUGCAAUCGAUGCGGUGAAUCAUUACCUGAUCGUUACCAGUAUAAAGUCCACUGUCUUUCACACAAAGGGGAAAAAUGUUUUAAAUGUGAAUUGUGUUCUUAUGCUUCCACAUUUCAGCGUCAACUUGAAACUCAUAUGUUAACACAUACAGAUGAAAAACCAUUCCAAUGUGAUCAAUGUGAUCGGUCAUUCAGACAACAACAACUACUACGCCGCCAUCAUAAUUUGCGCCAUAAUCCAGGAUAUAUACGACCUCCUCCACAAGAUAAACCUUAUAGCUGUAAUACAUGCAAAGUAUCAUUUAAACAUAAAGGAAAUUUACUAAGACAUAUGGAAAUUCAUUCAACUAAAAAUUAUCGAAAGACUGCAUUAAAAAAAAAACUAGAAUAUACAGAUUCGGCUGAUGAGGAUGAAUCUGAGGGCGACACAAAUAUUCCAUUAAGUGGAACUGGAGCUAUAACAAUACAAGGUGAAGAUGGACAGCAAUAUGUUCUACUUGAAAUGAUUCAACUUGGUGAUCAAGAUCAGAUAGAUAAAGCAUCUAAAAAUGUAUCAACAAAACAAGUUGACAAAUCUUAUCCACUAUCUUUGUUAGAUGUGAAAGAAGAAUGUGAUGAUGACAUUGAAAAUUGUUUCGGUUUUAAAGACGAAGAUGAUCGUUAA
This is a messenger RNA of Macrosiphum euphorbiae (potato aphid), 1941 nucleotides long. The record is from the annotation of a GenBank genome assembly. Lineage: Eukaryota; Metazoa; Arthropoda; Insecta; Hemiptera; Aphididae.